Messenger RNA from Lactuca virosa, 378 nucleotides. The record is from the annotation of a GenBank genome assembly. NCBI's taxonomy places the organism in Eukaryota, Viridiplantae, Streptophyta, Magnoliopsida, Asterales, Asteraceae.
AUGGAUUUUCUUCACAGACUCCUCAAUUUGAUUGCUCCUAUAGUAACCCUCCAUGCAAUCUUCUUCCUCACUCCGCUUUAUUGCGUUUUCAAAGUUUUAUGCUAUAUCAAUCGUUUCAUUUUUAAGGAAGAUGUCACCGGAAAAGUUGUAUUGAUCGUCGGAGCAUCUUCAGGAAUCGGUGAGCAUAUCGCGUAUGAGUACGCCAGAAGAGGAUCAUAUCUGGUCCUGGCUGCUAGAAGAGAGCAGAGCCUCCGUGAUGUUGCGGAAACCGCCAAGUUACUCGGUGCACCGGAAGCCAUCGCGAUUCCGACUGAUGUUUCCCAGAUUGAUGAUUGCAAGCGACUAAUCGACGAAACUAUCAAGCGUUUUGGACGAUGA